Penicillium oxalicum is the source of this 1707-nucleotide messenger RNA. Its product is annotated as hydrogen/calcium exchanger domain-containing protein. Lineage: Eukaryota; Fungi; Ascomycota; Eurotiomycetes; Eurotiales; Aspergillaceae. The coding region runs from base 1 to 1707 and encodes 568 amino acids. Gene Ontology annotation, biological process: intracellular calcium ion homeostasis; calcium ion transmembrane transport. The transcript is spliced from 6 exons. The record is from RefSeq and is a predicted model, not a curated record. Gene Ontology annotation, molecular function: calcium:proton antiporter activity. Gene Ontology annotation, cellular component: fungal-type vacuole membrane.
AUGCAUAAAUAUCGUCGUGAGGCUCGACAACUCGCCUGGUACGACCAAGACGGUGAACCGUCGUCUCACAACCCCUUCAAAAAGUUCCGCCGACGCCCUCAACGCAGCAAUUCCGUUCAACUCGAGGAUCAGCUUACCCAUUCUCGAAGCAUGGGCGACGUGAACCUUUCACAAGACAAACGCCGCCGUGCUGAGUUCAACGGUGACAUCGAAGGCCCAGCUUACGCAGGCACGUUCCCCAUCGAAACAACGGAGGGCUACGAGCCCGCCCCAUCCAACCGGAGUGAUGAACCGAUCAACGAUGCCGCCAAGUUGUCACACACACGCGCCCUGGACGGUGAAUCCGAGAUUGAUCAUACGAAGGACGGAAAUGAACCUGUAGAUGCCAUGGGAGGUCAGACACGCCAGCGAAAGGGGCUGUUUGGCAAGUUCCGCCGUCAAAAACAGGACGAAGAGGCAGCUUCUGCCGAACCGGAUGACGAGAAACCAGCCAGCGGGCCCAAGUUCACCUUUGCAAGCCAGAUUCGCGCGACAAUUUUCAAUUCGUGGAUCAACAUUCUGAUUCUUGCGGCCCCAGCGGGUAUCGCGUUGUUCGCUGCGGGUGUGAACCCAAUCGUCGUUUUCGUGGUCAACUUCAUCGCUAUUAUCCCCUUGGCCGCGAUGUUAAGUUAUGCCACGGAAGAGAUCGCCAUGCGUACCGGUGAGACGAUUGGCGGCUUGUUGAACGCCUCCUUUGGUAACGCCGUCGAGUUGAUCGUGGCCAUCAUUGCCUUGCAGAAGCGCAAGGUGCUUAUUGUACAGACUUCUUUGAUCGGAAGUAUGCUGUCGAAUUUGUUGCUGGUCAUGGGCAUGUGCUUCUUCUUCGGCGGCAUCAAUCGCAUCGAGCAGCAUUUCAACGUGGUCGUCGCUCAAACCGCGGCAAGUCUGUUGGCACUGGCUGUGGCCAGUCUGAUCAUCCCCACUGCUUUCCACCAAUGGUCAGAAAGCAACAAGGGUAACACAGCUGCUGUCUCACGCGGCACUGCUGUCCUUCUUCUCGUUACAUAUGGCUGCUAUCUCUUCUUCCAGCUCAAGUCUCACAUCGACAUGUACAACGCACCCUCCAAAAAGGUCGAGAAGCGCAACAAGAAGAGCGGCGACGCCAGUCGUGGCCUCGCGCAGAUUGGCAAGAUGACCGCUCGCAUGGGUGCAGGACCCGCCCAAGAUGUCAAAAUGACCGAUAAUGACGAUGAGCCUGAGGAGCCGCAAUUGUCUCUCUGGGUUGCUAUUCUGACCCUUGGCAUCUCCACUGCACUUGUUGCAGUUUGUGCCGAGUUCAUGGUCGACUCGAUUGAACCGUUGACUGCGACCGGGAACAUCAGUGAAACUUUUGUCGGUUUGAUCCUCUUACCCAUCGUUGGCAAUGCGGCGGAGCACGCGACUGCCGUGACUGUUGCUUGCAAGGACAAGAUGGACUUGGCAAUCGGCGUUGCGGUUGGCUCCAGUAUGCAGAUUGCAUUGUUGGUAUUGCCAUUUAUUGUUGUUCUGGGUUGGAUCAUGGGGAUUGACGACAUGACCCUCAACUUUGACACCUUUGAAAUCAUUCUGCUCUUUGUCUCGGUCCUUUUGGUCAACUAUCUUAUCGGGGAUGGAAAAUCUCACUGGCUUGAGGGUGUCCUCCUAAUGAUGAUGUAUCUUAUCAUCGCUCUCGCUGCUUGGUUCUUCUAA